Molecule: messenger RNA, 1814 nt
Organism: Zerene cesonia (dogface butterfly)
Lineage: Eukaryota; Metazoa; Arthropoda; Insecta; Lepidoptera; Pieridae
Exons: 10
Coding region: 162-1787 (541 amino acids)
Biological process (GO): RNA polymerase II preinitiation complex assembly; transcription initiation at RNA polymerase II promoter
Cellular component (GO): SLIK (SAGA-like) complex; SAGA complex; transcription factor TFIID complex
Molecular function (GO): transcription coactivator activity; RNA polymerase II general transcription initiation factor activity; protein heterodimerization activity
Source: RefSeq, a predicted model, not a curated record
UACAGUUCACGACAUUAUCGUUUGUUGCAUGUUUGUUGUUUUCUUGCAUAUCAAAUAUUUUUAAAUCAAUAUGAUUAAAUUAUAUCCGAAAAGUGUACUUAAAUUAUGUUAUGAAUAGCAUACAUUUUGCUUGCAAAUCCUAUUUUUAAUAUUGGCGCAACAUGUCGGCUCUUUCGUUAGCUAAAAACCACUCGAAAAAAGUGAAUAGUGGACGUGAACGAGAUAAAAACAAAUCUUGUGCUUCUGAAUCUGGGGGAUCUAGUCAGUGUGAUACACCACCACUCACAGAAAAGGAUGGAGGACCUUCGCAAGGCAAAUUUGCUGGUAUCGGUGCUGACUCAGUACAAUGUAUGGCUGAACAAAUUGGUGUGGAGCUCAAUUCGGAAGCAGCCACAAAUCUGGCUGAAGAUGUUAGUUAUAAAUUGCGUCAGACAAUAAAUAUAUUAGCGCUUCAUAGUGAAAUGAUGAAGAAAUCCCUGGUAGACAGUUGGGAUGUCAACACAUUGCUGAUGCUGUCAGACACCAGUCCUGUAGUGGGAGCAACUACUACGCAAUAUACAUCUUUCAGUGAAGAGAAACUGUGCUGUGAAGUUGAGACUCUGCUAAACGUCACAGAGCAGGCAAUGGUACCUCAGAGCUACAGCUACGUUUUCUCGUCUAUACCUACGAUGUCUGUUGAAUGGAUCACAGAUGACAGAAGUCUUAACAGCAGCACGAGUAUAAGCAGUAGUUUACAGAAUUAUUACACUAAAGUAGCAAGAGCAAUACUUAAUUUGAAGAAGAAGCCGAAAGAAGUAGCAGUAGAGGAUCUCACAACGAACACGCGGAUAGGGCCGAUAUUUCCGAACUUAUUUAAUUUAGCCGUACUAGUUUUAAACGAUGACAAUUUGAACGCGUUGAAUGUGCCAGCCAAGAAGCCGCUGCAGUCGAAUGUUUUGGACAUGGUCGAUGCACUCUGUUCAAAUCCUUGUAGUUUGGACACGAAUAUACAACAACAGUUCCAGAGGCUGUUUCCAGUAAUGGUGUCUAAUAUUUUGGGCAAUGGAUCUCUUUCGGAGAAAAUGGUGACAAUAUUGACAAAAAUCACACGAACCUGGCCUUCAUUCAUCACAAUUGGUAAAGGUAUCCUCUUCGACUACCUCUCGCAAGGCACGAGGGACCGGCUCACGGCGCCGAUGAUCCGCUGCGUGCUGGCGCUGGGCCGCGGCGCUCUGGUCGAGUGCCUGGGCGACUACUUGACCUACUUGGACGAUUGUUUGCAAACCCGCGGCCGCCGGGCCAUGGAUCUGCGGCAGACUUUGUUGGAUGUAUCAACGUGCCUGUUAAGAUCUGAACAUACGACCUAUUUGGAAGAUUUCGUAAUGACUGACUACACACUGUACGAAAUACUGGGUGAUUCGAUAAUGCCGAGGCGGACUAUAUUUCCUUAUCAAGAAUCUCCCACAAACGAAACAGCGAACACAGAAAAAGCAAAUGAUGACGAUUUAUACCCACCUGUUAGACCAAUGUUACGACGACCGAGGGUCAGACUCGUGCCCAUAUGCCAGAAAAGGAAGCUACAAAUGCUAGAAGAUUUCUUCGAAACAGCGCGUCUAAGGAAACGAAAUAUGCACAUAAAGAUUAAAAACUGCCGGUCCAUAGAUGUGGUUAAGGAAAAUAGGACUCUAUACAGUGGUCAAACGUCACAAAUUCGAAGUGUAAUCGUCGCGAGUGGAGUGCUUAAUAGGUUUAGGUUUAGAUUAAAGAAGGAAGACGCAUUUCCAAUAUUUGGAGCUUUAACGUUAUGAGUUGUAAAUAUAAAUUAUUAUUCUUUC